CCGACUUGGUGCGGCCGUUGAGUAGUACACUGUCAACCUUGUCUUUCCAACGUUCCAGUCUCAACAUGUUCAGAACAGCUGUCGCCCGUGUGGCCAGGACUAUUCCCCAGCGCAGUGCUAGGGCAGUGAUUGUGCCAGCAACCCGACCUGCGUUUGCCUAUGUUACCAGAUUCAACUCUUCACAAGCGCCAUCGAAGCCGCCCAAAACCCCAGAGCAGCUGGCCAGGAAGGAGGCUUUUGAGAAGCAGGAUGACUUGCAGAGAGAUUGGGACGCGAAGGUCUUGACGUACAACGAGUUGCUUCCCAAAACCCAGUCGCCGACUCCCGCGACCUUCCUCAUUGACGUUCGUGAGCCUGAUGAAGUUGCUCAAGGAAUGAUCCCUUCCGCCGUCAACAUCCCUCUCUCCGUCCUCUCCAACUCCCUGGCUCUCAACCCCGCCGCUUUCAAGGAAAAGUUCGGCUUCGACAAGCCCAAGCCUACCCAAGAAGUUAUCUUCUACUGCAGGAGCGGCAAGAGGAGCACGACUGCAUGCGAUGUCGCUAAGAGGAAUGGCUAUGAGAACAUCUUGAACUACAAGGGAUCGUGGUUGGAGUGGACUGAGCAACAAAAUCCCAAGCCUACAUCCGCUUGAUGCUUCUUCGUUUCCGCGCCGCAUCUUGGAUGUAUCAGGUGGCUAGAGUAUCAAAAUUGAGAACGGAAGGUUGACGCGAGGCUGAGGGCUACAGUGUACAUGUACCGUUCCGUAGGGUUUUCAAAGGUGCCGCCAUGGACCACGUGUUAACACUAAUUGAAACAAGUGAGACAA
This is a messenger RNA of Coprinopsis cinerea okayama7#130, 806 nucleotides long. Its product is annotated as endoplasmic reticulum protein. Gene Ontology annotation, molecular function: thiosulfate-cyanide sulfurtransferase activity. Bases 66 to 632 code for a protein of 188 amino acids. Gene Ontology annotation, cellular component: mitochondrion. The transcript has 3 exons. Lineage: Eukaryota; Fungi; Basidiomycota; Agaricomycetes; Agaricales; Psathyrellaceae. The record is from RefSeq and is a predicted model, not a curated record.